Nymphaea colorata (pocket water lily) is the source of this 2912-nucleotide messenger RNA. RefSeq lists its product as uncharacterized. Bases 540 to 2666 code for a protein of 708 amino acids. The record is from RefSeq and is a predicted model, not a curated record. Gene Ontology annotation, molecular function: protein binding. NCBI's taxonomy places the organism in Eukaryota, Viridiplantae, Streptophyta, Magnoliopsida, Nymphaeales, Nymphaeaceae. The transcript is spliced from 2 exons.
AGCAAGUCCUUGUCUCGAAACCUGCUACAGAUGGAUCAUACUGGAUCACACAGUAUCCGACUCUAUCAACGAAGUAAGAAUACAAAAUCUUCGCAUUUACCAUCUUCAGUCUCAUGCAUUUGAUAGCUGUUCUUGCGACUGUGAACCCGCUCUUUCCUUUUCUGCUAUCGGAUAGGCUACUCUGCUCGUUCUCUCCCCAGAGAGAGAGAGAGAGAGAGAAAGGAGGGGGGAUGGGGGGUAGUAGGAGCCUCUGAAAAAGCGAGUCUUCUCUUCUACAUCUUUCAGGUCAGUGGAUGAGUGGGCACCCUCCUUUCUGAAAAGGGGGAUGGAGGGAAAAAGGUGCGGGGUUGCUUCUUGCUUCCUUUUUCAUUUCUGAUAAUAAUAGGACACUUUCGCAGAGGAUAAGUGCUUUUAGAGAAGAGAGAGAGAGAGAGAGAGCACGGUGGGCGUUCUUCGUCUUCCUCUGUCCAUAAAGAGAGAGUAGGCACGCUUUGGUGAAGGUGAUCCACUUCUUCGACUGGAGAGAGAGAGAGAGAGAGAUGGGCAUACAAGCAGGAGCAGCAGCAGAUUCGGCGGCACCACCUGAGCCCCCGCCACCACCACCAGCACCGUUAUACUUUCCCCUCCGGUGGGAGAGCACCGGCGACCAAUGGUGGUACGCCACGCCGGUGGACCUCGCAGCGGCCAAUGGCCACUACGAGCUUGUCCGAGCACUCCUGGUGGCAGACAGCAACCUCCUCAUCAAGCUCACCUCCCUUCGCCGGAUCCGUCGCCUGGAGACCGUCUGGGACGACCACCCGGACUUCCUCCACGCACCUCGUGGCCGCGCCGCCGUCGCCCGCGGCCUCCUUCAUGACUGCGAGACACGCAACGGAAACUCCCUCAUCCGCGCCGGCUAUGGCGGGUGGCUUCUGUACACUGCUGCGGCCGCUGGUGACGGCGAGUUCAUCCAGGAUCUCCUCAGGAGGGAGCCGUUCCUGGUGUUCGGAGAGGGGGAGUAUGGCGUGACCGACAUGCUCUAUGCAGCGGCGAGGAGCAAGAACUCGGAGGUGUUCAGGUUGCUGCUUGAUGCAGCGUUAACGGUGGUGCCAAUGAGGAGUCACGGCCGUGGCGCGGAGGUCGAGGAAGUGUUCAGGAUGGAGGUCAUGAGCAGGGCCGUCCACGCAGCAGCUAGGGGAGGCAACUGGGAGGUGCUCAGAGAACUGCUGCUUCACUGUGGAGACGUGUUGGCGUGGAGGGACAUACAGGGCAGCACUGUUCUUCAUGCAGCAGCUGGGAGGGGCCGGGUUGAGGUGGUGAAGAAUAUGAUUGAAUCAUUCGACGUUAUUGGUUCCAAAGACAACCAUGGCAACACACCAUUGCAUUUAUCAGCUUAUCGUGGUCAUCUGGAAGUAGUCAAGGUGUUAGUCCUAGCAUCUCCCUCCUUAGCGUCUGUAACAAACGAUGCAGGUGAUACUUUUCUCCACAUGACUAUUGCUGGCUUCCAAACCCCUGGCUUCCAUAGAUUGGACCGACAAAUCGAGCUGAUGAAGGAGUUGGUCAGUGGAAAAAUUGUCUGCUUACCAGAUAUCAUCAAUUUCAAAAAUAAUGAGGGUAGAACUGCUCUGCAUCUAGCUGUGAUUGGGAACAUCCACUGUGAUCUGGUCGAACUGCUGAUGGAAGUUUCUUCAAUUGAUCUGAAUGUUCGUGAUUUUGAUGGUUUGACUCCAUUGGACCUACUUAACCUACGCCCCCGUUCUGCGUGCUCAGAAAUUCUGAAGAAGCAACUAACUUCUGCCGGUGGUACUUCAAAUUCCCGGAACUUCUCAACCAGAGGAACUUUUGUUUCACAGCUAAAGAUGCAAGGCAUUGCCUGCAGUAGCCCGGGAACCUGCUUUAGGAUAACAGACUCCGAGAUAUUUCUGUGCGCUGGAUCUGAGAACAUGCAUGAGUUGGUAGACAAGGGUUGCAGUGUCAGGUCAAGCUCAUGCUCAAAUAGCAGCAAGAGUGAGCUCAGUCAUCUGGACAUGAUGGACAUGAAUUUCGACGUUCCUGUGCUUCCCAAAUCCGGCAAAUCAAUCAGUUCUGCUGCAAAGAGAUUGAGGAGUCUGCUUGGAUGGUCCCACAAGAAAGAAAAGGCUAGUAAGCCAGGAAGAGAAAGGCAAUUAAUUGAUGAUGGCAUAAGAACUGAGUUGAAACAUAGUGAAGAAGAAUCUGUGGAUGAGAAACGCAACAAUUGGUACGACAGAGAGGACACACCAACUCCACUAAGACAACGAUUCUCCAAUGCAUCACUUCCGAAUAACAAACGCACACUUGCAGUUAGGACCACCGCCCCUAGCCCUUCAGCAAAGAAAAAGUUCGCUACAGGGCUUAGGCGCGGGGUUAUUCAAGGAAUGCCGCACUUGGUCUUGCCAUUUCAUUCACCUUCCAAAUGCAGCUCAAAGCCAUCAACGUCCUCUCCACCAUCGUCAGAGAGAAUGAAAGGGGUUUUAUUUGAUCAUGAAAUUAGGCCCUCUUUUGCCAAAAGAUCUGUUAAUGCUGAAUCGCGUGACAAAUUGAGCUCAAGCAACAAGCGAGUGAAUCAGUACCUCUGCUUUGGUGCCCAUGCCCCAUUUGCAGAGAACCAAAUGACUAAUCAACAAGGGAAUUGCUUCUACAGGCGUUCGAUUAUUUCAGAAGCAUGAAUCAGCCAUGAAGGAAAAAAUGGAGUGUAUAUGAUAAGACUCAUAUGUGCUGCUUGAUAGUUUCUUUCGUCAACUCCCCCGUGAAGUGUUAGUGUGCGAGAUGUCCUGUACAGUGUUUGUUAGCGCUUCAAGAAUGGCGACCAUUUGUAACUGAUCUCUAAACUGUUUAUCAUUGCUGUUUGCUGUAAACUAGAGACUGUAUGUUGUUUUCCUGUUAUUAAAAAGUCUUUUCUCACGGUGUCCUAA